CCAUUUUGCAUAGCGGACGUUGUGCCUUGCACUGUACUUCGCUGCGGUACUCCCCAUCUACACCAAUCCUGUGCAUGAAUUGUUGGGAUGAUGGCUGCAGGCAAUCCCCCAGUCAAUCUUCUAUCGCCACAUUCUCACCUCUCCGAUACCUCAUCGUCAUCUUUACCCUACAUACAGACAACCCCUUUCUCAAAAGAGUUUCUCAAAGAGUCAACCGGAGAGGAGGAUAUUAUCCCGUCUAUCCAUACCUCUUGCUCUUUUCCACACUUCCCAUCCUGCAUCUCCUUGAUCUUCCCUCACGUACUCCUCCCCCCUUGUGUCCCGUCUGUACACCCCUGUCUAACUCGGAAGCAGAGUACCGCUUUUUCCUGUUUCUAGCGUGUUGUUGUUCUAUCUCGCAACGUUGCAGACAAACGAAGGCAAACGAGGCACGGAACACCUCCAGCCAGCCAUUCCUGCUCUCACACCUCUCGACUUCCACCAUGGAUGAAGACGUCCUUUCAGACUUCCAUCGAUGCAGUCUCUCUGGAACGGACUCUCUCUUAACCGAUAUCACCGAAUACGAGCCAAUAGAGAGAGGGGAUUCAUGUCCAAAAUGGGCUGGGCUGACCGCAAGGAAUCGGUUUAGUCAGAGCUAUGACAAGAACCAAGAUUGCUACAGCAGCCAGGAGGGAGAGGGAGACGCCGCCUUCAAUGCGAACGAGCUGAUGCCUGUACGUUCCACCAUGCAGGCCCCAACAAGGCCUCCUGAGAGUGCCGCCAACCGACCAUGCCGCGACGUUGAACACCUGGGCGUCAAGCAAACCGUGGAGGUCCUACAAUCCAUUCCAGGCUCACCACAUUUGCAGCGCUCCUUCACAUUCGAUCGCGAACAGCUCGACGAGCCAGGGACGAUCGUGGAAAGAGCGAUUUCUGACAAGGAAAAGAAGAGCAAGAUAUCAACGCUGUUUGCAAGAGCGGCAUCCAAUGGAGAUAUAAGCAGGAUCAUCGAAAUCCUCGACAACUUUCGGGAUUGGGUCGAUAUUAACACACAUGAAGAGGACGGAUCAACCCCAUUGAUCUAUGCAGCAUGCUUUGGACAGACGGCAGUCGUAUUCAUGCUGUUGGAUGCGGGUGCCCAGGUCGAUGCUCGCGACAAGUUUGGAUGGACUGCCCUCGUUUGGGCUACGAACAACAAGCACGAGGACAUUGUUCGUUUGCUGCUCGACCAUGGUGCCUCGCCUUCGGCGCAGACAGUCAAGGGACGUACGGUUGCGGAUUUUUUGAGACAUGAUCCUAAUGACACAACCAAGAUUGCCCAGAUCUUUCGGGAACCGACCACCACUCGCUCCAACUUUGCGAGUAAGAGUCCUUUCAUGCGAGCGAACGCUGCGCUGAUGAAUCAGGAUCAAUUUUACCAAGAGAUCAUGACCGAGGACGAGCGUCAGCAUCGAUUGAACAUGGGUUCCAGCCAAAAUCUGGUCGACGAUAUGACGGAAAACGACAGGUUCCUGUCUGAUCAGGUGCGCAUCGUGCAUGUUGUCUUAACGCGGAUGACGACAACGAGUUCAACUGGGAGCUGUGCCUUCCGGACCAGAUGUUCGUGUUUUCGAGCAGGGACAUCCCGCACAUCAUCGAAACCGUGAUCACCACCAUUGAACCUGCACGAUCAAGAUCAUACAAGCCUAUCCCAGCCU
Gamsiella multidivaricata is the source of this 1676-nucleotide messenger RNA. RefSeq lists its product as uncharacterized. The coding region runs from base 75 to 1625 and encodes 516 amino acids. The record is from RefSeq and is a predicted model, not a curated record. The transcript has 3 exons. NCBI's taxonomy places the organism in Eukaryota, Fungi, Mortierellomycota, Mortierellomycetes, Mortierellales, Mortierellaceae. Gene Ontology annotation, molecular function: protein binding.